Molecule: messenger RNA, 3765 nt
Organism: Mastomys coucha (southern multimammate mouse)
Lineage: Eukaryota; Metazoa; Chordata; Mammalia; Rodentia; Muridae
Gene: Znf597
Product: zinc finger protein 597
Exons: 4
Coding region: 315-1628 (437 amino acids)
Biological process (GO): regulation of DNA-templated transcription
Source: RefSeq, a predicted model, not a curated record
UUUCCCUGCAGCUACUGCGUGGGGAGCGUGGGAGUUUUGUGGUGGCCUCCGCCUCCUUUGUCGCGUCUCGGCUGGGCGUGGCUUCAUGCUGCUUCUGCCGGGUUGGGCGAGGCUGCCAGGGCUGCGGGGCUGGUGAGUGUGGCUGUUUCAAAGCUGUUUUGGAGAAAGAAGGCGUCACCUCAGGUUCUCGAAGGAGCUUGAGGGUCCCGAGGCGCCUGAGGGCGGAGUGGAAAGGCCUGGCAGCGGAGUCGGAGCCUCUCCGCUCGAAGUGUUAUCCAAACGUAGGGACUUGAAGAAGCCCUUCGUUUCCCCAGAUGGCGUCCACGCUCCCCACAUCCGAUGAGCAGGAACCAUUAUUUUUUGAAGAUCUGGAUGUGUAUUUUUCUCAAGAGGAGUGUGUGAGUCUGUACCCGGCCCAGAAGACCCUCAGCAGAGAAGCCCCAUUAGAGAGUUUUGAGGAUUUGGACUUGAUAGGAGAAGACCAGACUGAGACCAGUCAGAAGUUGAGCCUAGAGCCUGUGGAACUUGAAAAGCUGUCCCUAGAAAAGUACUCCAUUGCUGCACCCCUUGUCCACUGCUCUGAACAAUCUGAGGAGGAUGUUGAAAUACAAGAAAGCAAAAUGUCAGGUGGAACUUUGACUUGCAAGACCAAGCUUAUAAGCCUCUUGGUUACCAUUGACAACCAAACCCCAUUAGUAGAGUUAUCUCAAUGUUUAGGAGUCAAAACACUUUCAGAUAUUAUUGAAGUUCCUUGGGAAGAAGCCAAAAAUGUGUACAAGUGUCCUGACUGUGACCAAAGCUUCAGUGAUAAUACAUACCUUGUUUUGCAUCAGAAAAUUCAUUCAAGAGAGAAAAAGUAUAAAUGUAAUACCUGUGAGAAGACCUUUAGUCACAGAACCAACCUGAGGACACACAAGCGAAUCCACACUGGUGAGAAGCCUUACAAAUGUACCAAGUGUGCUGCCAGCUUCCGACAGCAGUCACAUCUGUCCCGGCACAUGAAUAGCCAUUUAAAGGAGAAACCAUAUACAUGUAGUAUAUGUGGGAAAAGUUUUAUGUGGCUCCCAGGAUUGGCAGAACAUCAGAAGAAUCAUACUGAUAAGAAGUCUUACGAAUGUGCUGACCACGAUCAGGAAACAAAUCUGUCUUUGCCUGAAGAAGGAGGCUCAUCAGACACACCAUCCCAGCAUACACAGUGUGUGCAGACGGUGGAGCAGCCCUCAGACCCUACUCUUCCUGAGAAAGACCAUAAGGAGGACUCUAAACUCUGCAGUAUUGAUGAUGAGGACUUUUUCUCAUUCUCCAGAUUCAAACCCUUACAGUGUCUUGACUGUGACAUGACUUUUCCUUGUUUCUCCGAGCUUGUCUCUCACCAAACCAUUCAUGACCUGGAAAAACCUUAUAAGUGCAAAACAUGUACAAAAACUUUUGCUACUGAGUCAGAACUUGCAUCCCAUGAGAAGAGUCACAGAAGAGAAGAGCCUUUUAAAUGUACAGUGUGUGGGAAGAGCUUCAGAGUGAAUAUGCAGCUCAUCACUCAUAAACGAACCCAUAGGAGAAACAGCAAAUGUGCAGAUGGAGAACCUCAUGUACAAAGACACCAGCCGUGCAAGCAACUAAGUUCUUAAUACUUACUAGAGACAGGAAGAUCGCUGUUGCUGACACCGACAGCCUUGCCUCCUGCUUGUCACCCCUCUCCUGGCUGUCCGCCCUCUCCUAGAGGUCGCUGUUGCAGCUGAUCCACAGUUGAGACUGUAUGCCCUGUAUGUCAAGGUCAGAUUUGGCUGGUUUCUCCACAUUUCGGAUGUAAAGCAUCAUUCUGUCAGAAAGCUGGGGGUCUUAAUGGCCUUCAGGUCUCUUCAGCCCUCUGUCAGAGAUGCUUGGGGUUGUACAGAAAGGUAGUCUCGAGUUUUCGCCUAACCCUGGGAUAUAAUGGUUGUUAGACAGCAAUAAGAGCAUUAGCUUCCUACACUCUGUUGCUUCUCAAGGGAGGAACUGCUAUGGUGCCUCAUAGGCUCUAAUGUUUGAGUGAAGACUGUAGAGUUGAAGGACGGGAAGUAAAACUGGAAAAGAGGCUCUUACUUAAGAGAGUUGGUAUCAAAAGAAAUGAGAAUUAUGUCAGGAGGGACUUGGACAAAAUAGUUGAUAGAAAGGUUGGAAGUUGUCACCUUUUAAAUUUGUUUUUGCUUCUAAGGAAAUACCAAAGAAGGUGAAUUUAUGCUGCUGGUCCUGCUGGUCAUCUUUUUUUGUUUUGCUUUGUUUUGUUUUCCCAAAAAGGUUUUUCUGUGGAGCUCUGGCUGUCCUGGGCCUGACUCUGUAGACCAGGCUAGCCUCAACUCAGAGAUCCAUCUGCCUCUGCCUUGAGUCACUGGGAUUAAAGGCAUGUGCCACCACUGCCCUGCCCUGCUGUACAUUCUUAACAUGAAAUUCACAAUUUAGUUCUCAGUGUUUGUGGUUUCUGCAUUCUCCAGAUUUUGAAAGACUGCUCACAAAAGAUUAGGAAAAAAAAAAAGAGGACUUUAACAAAGACCAUUACUAUAUGUGAAAGUAGUUAAAUAGCCUUGGUAUAAUAGUAUUGGUGAUUGGUAUGCAGAAAAAAUGAAAAACUAUAUAUCAGUUACUGUGAAAUAUUUUUAGUUAUUUCCUUAUCGUGUGCUUGUUCCUAAAAACAUUGGUUGUAUGUUAUUUUCAAGCCAUUCUGCCUCUAAGGAGUUGAAGAGAAAGCUGUGGUAUUCAGGCUACCUUUAUGAUAAUAGCCUUUUCAUCCUCCUCCUAAUAUUGCCAAGUAGGGUCGAUUCCACAUGAUUGCUCUCAACCCAGGGUGUUAACAAACCAUGUACGUGCUAGUAACGAAUAGUGGAGACAGUCAACACAAGGAUAUAAAAUGGAAUGUAAGAGCCUGUUGCUGUGAAUGGUUAGCUAACUACAUGGUGUACAAGGAAUGUUGAUGUUAUGAAGUAUGGUAACUUGGUACUGAAGAUGUGAACUCAAAACUGUGGAUUUUUUGAUGCCAUAAUAAAAAUGUGAAUAACUGUUCCUUACCAUGACUGUGGGGAUUCCAGUUUCUGUUAAGCUGUCAUCACUGAUGCCAACAGCAAUUCCCAGGGGAUUUAGAUAUUAGCUAGUACUUGCACUUUGUAUUUAAGAGAUGUUAGAUUUUGUUGUUAAAGGAGUAGAACACAAACUAGUUUUGUGCUGCUGUUACAAAUAAUUUGUCCAUAUAUCUCCAUGACACUGAAAACAGCCAGCAUAAAGAUCUUGCUUUAAUCUGUAAUUUACUGUAAACAAAGGGAGGUGUAGGUUACAGCUUUUAUAAAAAAGAACCUAUUUGAAAUGUUUCCUGAGGGGAUCUCAGUAGGAAACUGCUUAUACUUUGACUAUUUGUUAAAAAGGUAAAGAUGUUUAUUAAGUGUAUAUUUAACUGGUUUAGUCUUCAUAUUAGAACUAUUUAUGUGAUACAAAAAAUGGCUAUUACCUAUCUUUCCAAGACCUGUCUAACUACAGAUGUUUUGUCUCUUCAAGUUAAGAUCCUUGUCUACAAGUCCAGUUUAGAGAGAGGAUACAACAGUAUUCAUUUAUAUGGACACCUAAGAAUAUUCUACCAUGUCUGGUUAUUUUGAUGCCUAAUUAGUUUUCUGUAUGCACCUCUGUUUAACGUUUCAGCUUUACUGUUUUUUGAUGGGUUCUUAUCGGUCUUAUCUCAACUGUGAAUGUGUGCUUCUGAUGUGCAAUUUAUCAUCCAAUAAAUGUUUGUUGUUUUGACAA